AUGAGUCUUUUGCGAUCCAGCAUCUGCCGGGCGUGUCGGCGCUCGGGGCAGCUCCGCUGGCACAGGGGCUUUGCGACAGCCAACGCGGGCACCUCAUACGACAACCGUGUCAAGCUGGUCGAGGUUGGGCCUCGCGAUGGCCUGCAGAACGAGAAGAAGACGAUUCCCCUGGCGACAAAGAUCGAGCUGAUCGAGAGACUGGCUCGGACUGGAGUUUCAACCAUUGAGGCCGGCUCUUUUGUUGCUCCCAAAUGGGUUCCCCAGAUGGCCAAUUCUAGCGAGAUUCUCGAGCAUCUUCUUAACCAAAAGAUUUCGUCACCGGUCCCGAUCUCAUAUUCUUUUCUCGCUCCCAAUGCCAAGGGUCUGCAGAAUGCUGCAAAGAUUCUGGGUGAUAACCCCGGCAAGUUUGCAACACAGCAGGAGCCCGCUACCGGAGCCGAGCAGGCCACGCAGCCGUCGGUUGAAGUGGCGGUCUUUGCGGCUGCUACCGAGAGCUUUUCUCAGAAGAACCUCAACUGUGAUAUCCAGACCUCCCUGGAUCGUUUCAGGGAGGUGAUCCAAGAGUCCAAGGCCUUGGGCCUCCGUGUCCGAGCCUACAUCUCUGUCGUCCUGGGCUGCCCCUUUGAGGGCUUUGACGUCGACCCUCACAAGGUGGCUGAGAUUGCGACGGAUCUGCUGGAGUCGGGAGCGGACGAGAUCUCCCUUGGAGAUACUACGGGCAUGGGUACGGCACCGCGGACAGGUGCGCUGCUCAAGUGCAUGUCUGCUGCCGGCAUCCGAUCUGAGGACAUUGCGAUGCACUUUCACGAUACGUACGGCCAGGCUCUGGUAAACACUGCCGUCUCUCUUGAGCACGGCAUCCGCACGUUCGACAGCAGUGUCGGCGGGCUGGGCGGAUGCCCUUAUAGCCCCGGGGCCACGGGUAACGUUGCGACGGAGAACAUGGUCUACUUCAUGGAGACUCUGGGCAUGAACACGGGCAUCAACUUGGAUGCCAUGGCAGAUAUCGGAUCAUGGAUCACGUCGGAACUGGGCAAGGAGAAUGCGAGCACGGUAGGCAAGGCAGUACUUGGAGCUCGAGCUCGAGCUACAGCCGAGGCAGCUCAAGCAGCGUAG
Molecule: messenger RNA, 1116 nt
Organism: Fusarium falciforme
Lineage: Eukaryota; Fungi; Ascomycota; Sordariomycetes; Hypocreales; Nectriaceae
Product: Hydroxymethylglutaryl-CoA lyase
Exons: 2
Coding region: 1-1116 (371 amino acids)
Biological process (GO): ketone body biosynthetic process; L-leucine catabolic process
Molecular function (GO): hydroxymethylglutaryl-CoA lyase activity
Source: RefSeq, a predicted model, not a curated record